This is a messenger RNA of Spirometra erinaceieuropaei, 17637 nucleotides long. The record is from the annotation of a GenBank genome assembly. Lineage: Eukaryota; Metazoa; Platyhelminthes; Cestoda; Diphyllobothriidea; Diphyllobothriidae.
AUGUCCUGCCUAUUACACUGCGCCAAUUUUAAACUAGUUUGUCGGGGACAGCCUAGGUGCUUUUCUGUGCAACUCUACUUGUGCUGAGUGCCUCGUCUUGCUCUAUGCUUAUAAAAAUUGUUUGCCGUAGUGAGGGGGGAGAUGAUAGGGGAUGACAAUAAGUGUCAUGUAUGAUACUGAUUUUAAGGGAAAUAGAUAACCGCUGUCAGGGGCUGGCAAUGAAGAAGGCCGGUUGGCCUCGAGUUCAGCUGGCUGCUCUGACUAAGUAGAUUGAUGCGACGCCUGGAAGAAUUUGUCAUGCCUUCAUAUCAUGACGGACAUCCUCUUUUUGACUUUAACCCUAAUCUUCUCGAUGACCGAUGGUUCCCGUAGUCUCUGUGUCAAGAUCCUUUAAUCGUUGGCUGUUCGGUGUAGUCGACGCGUUAAACCAGUUGUUUACGGACCGUCUGGUUAUCGAAUUGACAUACCAUCCCUGGUUAUCUGCAAAAUCUCCACUAAACGUGGAUGUUGCAACAUCCGCCAUGACGGUCGGACUAUAGAAGCUCGUAUCGUCGAACUGUCGUUUGUUAAAGUGUGUUGUAGAGCUUACCCUUAUUGAAAAGUUUUGACCGGUGUAGAUAAGCAGUUUCUCUUUCUGGUAGGAGCAACUUAAGCCUUAGAAAUAGAUACGGGGUCUGGCAUAAGCAUUGCAAAUUCAAUUCCGGCCAUUCCAUUCUGCCGGGGAUGCAUCCCCGGGUCGAUUGGGUCAAUUCCUUAGCUGAGCUGAGUAAAAAUACCAAUUGUCUUAAUUGUGGGUCGUCGGCUAAACAGAAGCUCAACCAUUCCAGCGUCCAACACAGGAAGUUCUGCCUAGUUUUCCAACAUGCUAAUUUCUUUUUACCACUCGACUCCAAUUGCGGAACGCGUUAUUCCAGCGGAUACCGCAAAAGUUGCUAAGGCAUUGUACGGUCCUUAUGCAACGAAGAUGCCUUAGAUUUUUUUAGAGGCGAGUCUUAGUCGACCACCCUUCUUUGAGCUUUCAUAUGACACCUUGAUUUGUUAAAACCAGAACAGAUAACGCACAGCCUCAUAACAUAACGCGGACGGAAUACUAUCCUCCCCUAGCAUUUUUAAAGAUGUUCAAGGUCCCCUGCCAUGUAAAUACUUUGACGUUGUUAUAUUAUCUUCAACAGAUUGAAUUCGUUUUUAGUUCAUUUUUUUACCGGCCCAAUUAUCGAAGAGAUGUAGAACUAUUUCACCCAUUGCACGCCAGUCGACAUGCAGCCAGAAUAACGACCAAUGCCGUCAUCCUAACGUCUUCCACGGCAGUGCCGUCUCUGUUAACGCUUUUUCGGCAAACUUGUUUCGUAGUAAUUUGCCAAAUUGGUAGUGUCAAAAAUUAAUUCAUCCCUUGAAGCCGUGCAGUGCGCUAGCCUUAUUCUGGUGAAUCUACCACUGGGCCAAGAUAAUGUCAGAAACGAAUACUCCAGUAGUAACAGUUACCUAGUCAUUAUCUCCCGGUACCUGUAUAAAUCAAAUCGCUUUUUCUUGUAGCUUUAUGGGAAAGUACGUAUUCCUGAAUAUGUAUUCAAUCAUACGGAACGUGUUAACCUUAAGAAACGUUCAUGAGUUAGAAGCAUUUCGGACUAUGAAGCACUCGCUUUUCGCAGAUGUAUUCUAGUACUACACGAGACUCGCUAUAGUCCUGUGAAAAGUAAAAUACGCCUACAGUAACCAUGUGUGCCAUGCAAAAAUGUGGAAGCUCAGGCCGUUUUCUCAGCUAAGUUUUGGAAUAGUGGACUUUUUAACGCUUACAGUCUCGGAAAAAUUCCGACAAAUGCUUGUAAGGAGCAUUUUUUUAUUAUUAAUCUCUUGGGGGCCAGGGACGGAAGAACAGUGUAGAAAAACAGGGGGUGUGGUCGGAAUGCCUUUGAGUUGAAGUCUUCUCUGCCAUUGUUUUUUUUCCUAAUUUACGCUCGAUUCCCAAUAUCACGGGCAAAAUAGUAAAAACAUCUUUUUGGACAAAUUAUUAGCUGCAGAUUUUUUGAUAUUGGAUUAAAAUCUGUGAUUCGUACUGCAAUUAGUGCUACACAGUUACCUACCCAGUAACACCUCAGUGCAGUAUGACAGCAAAGUUUGGUAUGUAACUAACUGCACCCAAGUGAGCUUACUUCGACAGCUUAUUGAACAUGAUUAACUGGGUUUGCCGCAACCUUGUUGUAAUCAAAGUUGACACUUACCAUUAUGUCUAACGCUCUCCUAAGCAACUUACCUUACUUGUACUUGACACGGCUGCGAUCAUGCCUGAUCUAGCCGGCCUCGAUGAUGUCCCGAACUGUACCUCUCCACGCGUGACGAUCCGCGACAGCAGAUCUGGACAGCUCAACCCAUUCCCUCCGCCAACGACGGAGACCGAAUACCGAAGGUCCAAGAACCACCUCCAUGUCUUGACGAACUGUGUCGAGCCAGGUUUUCAACUGACCCCCUCUUCGACGCCUCCAAUGGGGCAACGGUGCCGGAUCGAGGACAGUAAAACUGGGCUCCUGUUGUGGACGACGAAGAACAUGCCCGAACCACCUCAGUCGUCUUUUUUGGAUGGCCUGAGUUAUCCUUGAGAUGUUGUCGCAGCGAGCGCGGACUGUCUCAUUUGAGACGAAGUCAAUGAACUUCACUCGAAGGAUGGUCCUCAAGCAGUGGCGCUCAAAUACCUCUAGUUUUCGCUCGUCCUCCACGCGCAAAGCCCAGCAUUCACAACCGUAGAGAAGGACAGACCGAACAGAUGCACAGUACACGCGAAUCUUAGUGGCGAUGGAGAGGUCACGUCGGUUCCACAGGCAUUUCCAAAGGCUUGAAAAAACCCAGCGGGCAGCAUCGAUUCGGGAGACAAUGUCGUCCUUACUCUGUCCGUUAGACAACAGCCUCGCCCCGAGGUAUUUAAAACUGUCUACUUCUUCAAGUUGACAGCCAUUAAUCCCGAGGAGUGCCUUCUCCUGGUCAGGUAUGAAGCUUGAGAACACUUUGGUCUUCUCAGCAUUUAUGGACAAACCGACCGAUUUAGCGACCUCGUUCACCCGUGACACCAUAGACGGCAGAUCACCACAACUUGAAGCAAGUAAGGCGAUAUCAUCUGCAUAGUCGAGAUCAGUCAGUCGAUGUGCGGGUGCAAAUUCAACACCGUCACUCUCGCGUAGGGCCCUCCCGAGGAUCCAGUCAGUAGCGUAGUUGAACAGUAUUGGUGACAGGAUACAACCCUGUUGGACACCAGACCGAAUACCGAACGGUUGGGAAAGAUUGUUGCGGACCAGGACUCUCGCAGUGGUGGAGCGAUAGUAGGCCUUGAUCAUGGCGAUGAUUUUUGCCAGUACACUAUCUAGCACCAUUAUCCGCCACAGGGACUCACGGUGAACGGAAUCGAACGCGGCGGCAAAUUCAAUGAAGCAGACGGCCGUCGGUUGUUGGUAGCUAUGGCGAAAUUCGAGAAUGCGCCUCAGUGUGAAUAUCUGGUCUGCGCAUCCUCGUCCAGCACGAAAUCCGGCUUGGUUGGGCCUCGUUUUUGAGUCACGCACAGCCUGGCAUCGCCUGAGUAUGACAAUAACGAAGAUCCUGCACCAACUUCGAUGAGACUUAUGCCGCGAUAAUUCUCGCAUCUCGUCUUAUCUCCCUUCUUGAGGAUAGGUACAAGGAUGCCUAAGCCCCAGUCAUCAGGAACAACCUCGUCUCUCCACGCUCGUUCAAUCACAUCAUGGAGCCAGGACGCCAGAGUGUCGACACAAGACUUUAAGACUUCAGCGGGUAUACCGUCCUCUCCGGGUGCCUUAUUGUUGCGCAACUUUCGUAUGGCAUCGGCGACUUCUCUCUCGGUGGGGGGAUCGCAUGGCACUGCAUAGGUAGGAGAAGGAAGAAACUCCGCUGAGGAGGAGAGCAAAGGCGAGGUAGGUUGAGUGUCGAAGUUUAGAUGGUGCUGAAAGUGCUCACGCCAGCGCUCGACUUUAGCCGAGUUGUCCUAAGCAACAACAACAACAAUACUCCUUACUUCCACAUGGUGUUUAUAAGUAACAGGGUAGUCCGUUUGCCGUAAAUGACCAUGGCAUCUUCGUUUAAAACAACUUGCGCAUGAAUGUAUGGUAGGAUUUUCCCAACAUUUAUCUUACUCUCCUUUCUCCUGCUUGCUUUAUUCCCGUGGUUAAACGAUUGAAUUUGAGUUUAGACACAAUGGCUGAUCUAACAAUAAGCCUCUUUCUGCACGUGCCGUAACACUAGCCGAACUAGGCUUUACACAAAUGUUCGCCGAAGUAGGGAAAGUACACCGGCCACUCUUACCAAAUUUUGCUCGUAUGUAGAAGCGGUGACUGAGUUUUGAUCACUGAUGUCAGCACAGCCUGGUUCGGUCGUAGACGAAAGAUGGGAUGUCGUGGGGUCAGCAUAGAAUGAUCUUCCACAUUUUGGCCAUGAGACGAUGUCCACGUGUUGACAGUAGGCAACAUACUCUAGGGGUUUUGUGGAAAGUAGGCACACUCCCUGCAGGCGCGUCGUCCUAGUUUCAAACCUUUAAGAACUUUUUCGGUCCUACGCACAUUAUACAGUUGAGUCUAAAGGUAUCGAAAUCGCGCAAGCCAUCUGAACAGAGUCGCCCUUAGAAGUAAAGUUACCCGCUUUGAAUUUUGACAGUGGGCGAAAGUUGGACAGAUUCGGUCUCUCUCCAACCAGAGAGUUCGGGCCUUAGCCUCCAAUUAACCAAAUCCCGGCAAGCUGCUGCUCGCCUUACAGUAGCUGUGUGGGCUGGCUUACUGAAGGGCUGGUUUCUUAGUACCUAUAUUGGAGUGUGUACGUGUCAGCCCACGCCUCCGGCACACUAGUUUAGCGUCCAAGGAUUGGGCUAGACGAUUGGUAAAGUUGUACUUGGUGGCUACCAACAUAUGUCUUGUAGUACCGCUAUGGCUUGUGACCUUUUUACAGAUGACUGAUUUUAUAAAUGGUGCCUCCUCACACCUGAUAAUAUUCAUCAGAUUCAGGAACCUACUUAUUUCGUAAAAAUUAAUCCAUAAUCUGCCACAUACGAACGUUCCAGGUAACCCCCUGUUCCCAGGGGUCCUGUCAUACAGGACUCAUAUCUACCUAGCCUAUCGGUCCGCUUAACCGGGACUCGAGCUCACGACCUCAGGAUCCAAACACGACUGCUGAGCGAUAUCGUGACUGGCGUGUUACUGUAGAAAUUUCCAUGCUUUCUCUCACGACCACUUCAUUUUACUCCUGCCCCGAUCCUGUAGCACUCCUAUGCCUACGGUUACCGUUGAUGAGGUCUCCAACGGUAACGUUCGAGUAACGAUUCUCAUCGAAAACCUCCAAGCACCACGCUCUUUAAAGAACAUUUUUGGAGCCGGUGUGGAGGGCCGCUUCUUCGCUGACCCGUCAGCCGGCGAUGGAAGUGCGUGCAUUUGUCAGACCCUUUCCAAUGGUCAGCUCAAAUGUCGGUUGGACCCCUGGUGAGCUUAUCACGUCCUUUUAUAUGACAAACAAAUGGAACCGUCUCCAAAGGCUGAAGAAUGUUUAAAUUCCACGACAUGUUCACUUUUAACGUCUUAGUUUAUCAUGGGUUUGCUUUGAAAUAUAGAAAACGGAUGCGUUGUGACCACGUUAUUGACCUUUUGACGUUUCAAAUGGGUGAGGCUGAUAACCAACAUUAAUAAUUAAAAAAACAACAAAAACACUUAGCGAAUUGGUCGGACUGGUCUUCACGCUAUUUUCAGUCCAUCUACCUAAAUUGGUUAGCUCGACCACGGUAUUAGUGACUUUACACUUACCAAUUAUAACCUUUGACCUUUUUAGUCGUGCACUCGCGGUCAAACCUGCGGGUGAAUAGCUGGUCUACCACAUUAUUUAACGAAAUGUUUGCCGUCCCCCUCCAGUCGAUCUCACCUCUGGCAGCCUAAUGCUUUGUUCCCUGAUCAUGGGGUCGAGAAAUGCGAGUCGUGGAUACGACAGUCGCUAUGGGGAAGAUUCCGAGGUGUGGUAAUGAUCCGGCAAUACCCUUAAAACACUCGUCAUCGCUCGCUUCUUUUGCUUGGAACUAUUUUUCCCAGAAUAACUGCCUAUUCGCGUGACGCCGUGUCCCUUGGUCUAGACUUAGUUGUCUGGAGUCAACCGAGAAUCGGGUACGAUUCCAAUGGAAUAAUUGAGGAUAUCGGUUAUGUUAGUAUUUGGAAAACAAUUACAAUUGAGGGUCAUCACAUUUGUUAACCGAGGUACUAAGGUUAUGAUUUUUUCUCGCAGGAAGCCUUUGAUUUUGGCCAUCCAGUCAACUAGUCUCUCUUGCCAACCAAGAUGCUGCCUUUCACAGCGGGUCUUGCGUUCGAAAUUGCGCCUCACCCUCAUCUACGUCCCUGGCAUAUUGAAAACCAGAAUCGGCCGCUUAGCACGUUCGGUAAACCCCAGCUCUCAGACUUCGACACCCUUGUCUUCUCAGAUUCAGGAAUUGGUUUUUUCACUUUUGGCAGGAGAUAAGACAGUUCUACUUGGAUGCUCCACGUUCAGCUUCAUGCAUGCAUCACGACGUACUCGGUGGUCCGUUGUUGUAUCGAAUGUGAGACCCACAAUUUCGGUAGGGUUUACUGGCGCCAACCACUCUUGUCUAUCACGCAUCUUGCCCACGACUGCCCACCUGGCUCCGGAUUUUGCACGUGACCGGCAGACUUGAACCGUGCUUAUUAAGCGAGGAUUUAUUUCUCUGUUUUUGUUUACGGUUGGUGCUUUCUUACGUCCAUCACACCCUCCGUGAUAGGAAGCGGGAGUCAUUACUCCACUAAGGAGAGGACUAGAGAUUCUAAUUUUUCUUAUAAAGACCAAACAACCUCGGUAAAUUUCUGCGCCAAUCGCGCUGCCUGACACCCGUUUUUGUUGUCUUAUGUUUUUAGCCUUGGGAAAAUCAAGGGAAAAUGUGGCUCACCUCAGCACUUAUGUGUCAACCGGUAUAGGGGGAGUUUCGAGCAGGGGCUGGCUGCCCUUAGCCCUCGUCGUCAGCUGCAUAACAUCGAGGCGAAGGCUUUGCCUUCGACCAUAUCAUCUCCUAUUUAGGGCAGCAGACACUGUGUCCGAACACACCGAACAGGUCCAGAAUAAAGAUCCCAAUUUGAUUGAUCGUAUUUCUGUCUCACUAGCUCAACUGGAUUCGGUCCAACACACUUUGUUUAUUUGCAUUUAGUCGGAGCGCAUUGGGCCUAGAUUCAUCUUCCGCACUUCCUUUGGCUGUACAAAAUACGCAGUAUAUAUCCAGAACUUGCGGGUACUAGUCCCCUUUGACCGUCACUGUUUUAGAAUAGUUGCGCCGGUAACCAUUUUCAUGUUGCAAAUGACAGAGCGCGUCGCUGCGUGCAUCGCCAACAGAUAUGGCUAUUCUCCGGACAGUCACAUUUGGGACUAUUCAUUGUCUUAACCUGGCCAUAAUGCAACAGUGGCGAUAAAACCAUGGUUCCCGUCUAACAGAAAUCUCCUGGUACUGUUCUUACGUUUCGACCCUCUUAAACUUGGCCGGAUUUUCCUACCGGUCCCCUCACGUAGCGCUAAAAUGCCACCACGAAAUUUUCCGCAGCUGCUCCCUCCUCAUUUCCAGUUCGGUAGAGUACAUUUUGAUGUCAGCCACCUGUGCACUCGCCGGGUAACUCGCCACUUGCCUGUCAAACAACAUCACCAUCUCAUGAUCACUCUCUUAAUCGCGUAUCCGCGCGGUAUUAAACAUCUGAGGUCUUAAAAACAAUGGGAGGGGACCUGUUCGACGACCAUUAAUUUGGAAGCCCCUUGUCGAACAAGGCGGUUCGAUUCCCACGGGGCAACCCGUAUCCGACGAACCCCGUGGGACCAGACGCGAAGUUAAAAACACAUCAUCAAUCUGACUGAGGAAUUAAACUAAGAUUUCUGCUGAACUUCGUCUAGCGUCCCAACAGCAUAAUCCUCGUUGCUGUUAUAGCUUAGCCAUUUUAAGGGAUGUGCUUUUCCGUUGGGGUGUGAGGGUGUCCAGUUGUGGGUCCAUGUGAACGUCAUUGUAAGUCGCUUCACUUGCUUGCGGGUGUUGACUACGCCUAGCGUCCAUUACCUGACACCCAACUCUCACAUGUGGCUUCUCCAAGGUAACCUCUGCCUAGCGGCCACACCCCCGUGACCACCUCGACCGGCGGUCUAAAUCAGGUGAGGGUCUCCGGUGUUGUGUGUCCCCACGCUCGGUAACCCUGUUUCCUUUCCAUCCUCCCUCCCCCCUCCCCCAAAUCCCUCUCACUCCCCACUACCCAUUUCAAAAGUGGAUAGUAAGACAUACAAUGAUAUACAAUCCCCGAGGUGGUCCAGGCUAACUUGGAUCGUCCUCCACCAAACAAAGACGUGACCCAUAGUGGAGUUCGGCAGCCGUCUCGGAAGUCAAAGUAGCCCUAUUUAGGGAUAGCAAUACUAACCCCCUGGUGGGGAAUGGACUAGAAAAGGCGUCCUAGACAAAUGCUGGGUCCUCGACAUCUACACGCAGACCAUGGCUUGCAGAUUGCAGUACACCCAGUCGGAACUGUUAAACAAGAAAGAACAAUCUCUCUCACCCUUCCCUCCGCCCCACCACACAGGCUGCUAGGAUAAGUCCGCUCACUCUAGCAGCCUGGAAUGUUCGAUAAUUUUAGUCAAUUCAAGGAAUAACCAACCGGAACGGAGGACGACGCUAGUUAUUCGGGAACUGGCGUGCUACAAGGUGAAAAUUGCUGCACUCAGCGAGACUCGGUUCUCCGAACAAGGUCAACUGGAGGAGGUGGAUGCUGGUUACACCUUCUUCUGGAGUGGCUGCCCCAAGGCAGAGCGACGACGACGCGGGCAUCGCCUUUGCCAUCCGAAGGGAAAUCGUGGGAAGACUGCCCUGUCUGCCGCAGGGCAUCAACGACCAACUGGUAGGCCUGUGUCUGCCUCCUCGGACAUCCCAAUUCGUCGCCUCCAUAAUCAGCGCCUACGGCCCACCAAUGACCAGCUCUGACGAGGCGAAGACUAAGUCCUACGAGGACCUGCACAUCAUCCUGGCGUCCGUGCCGAAGGUGGACAAGCUGAUUGUCGUUGGUGGUUUGGACGCCCGCGUCAAGACAGACUGCGCCGCCCAGAGGGGAGUUCUGGGUCCCCACGGUCUUAAGGGCUCCAAUGACAUUGGCCUUCUCCUCCUACGAACCUGCCCAGAACACCGGCUCAUCCUGACCAGUACCUACUUCCGCCUGCUGAUGCGGAAGAAGGCCACCUGGAUGCACCUCUGGUCGCGACGCUAGCAGCUGCUGGACCAUGUUCUCGUCCAGAGAUGCGAUCGACAGGACGUGGUGGCUAAGGCAGUCUGCGACGCCGAUGGCUGGACGGACUACCGCUUCGUCAUCUCCAAGGUGAGGUUCCGUCCGCAUACCCGCAGGAGGCUACAGGGUAAGCGACCACCAAAUAAGUUGAAUACCGUUCUGUCCUUUUUGCCUGCUCACCGUUUGUAUUUUAACAAUCAAAUGACCCAGCGCCUGGAAGACCUGCAAGCUCCAGAUGAGAGCGCCUCCGUCGAGACUCUAUGGUGACAACUGCAGGACGCCGUCCAUUCGACCGUCCUGGGUGUCCUCGGCCGCGCACGUCGUCAACACCCGGACCAGUACGACAAAUACGACGCAGCCAUCAGCAACCUGUUCGCCGAAAAGGACAAGCUUCGCAAAGCCUACAUCACCCGCCCGUCCGAUGCAAACAAAGCGGCCUUCUACCAAUGUCACUGCCUGGCGCAGCAUCUAUUGCGAGAAAUGCAGGACACCUGGAUGGCUUGCGCGGCCAAAGGCAUUCAGGGAUAUGCCGACCGCAAUGAAGUGAAGGACGUCUUCGUCCCCAUCAAGACUAUCUACGGUCCCUCAACGAAAGUAGCCGCGCCGCUUCUCAGCCCUUGUGAAUCAAUGCUUCUGACGGAGAAGUCACCGAUUUUGAAGCGUUGGGCGGAGCACUUCAGAAACGUCCUCAAUCAUCCCUCCCCAAUCUCCAACGCCGCCAUCGACCGGCGCCCCCAAGUGGGAAUCAACAUCGAUCUGGAUCUCCAGCUCUCCCUUCCAGAAACCAUCCACUGAAAUUUACAAGCACGGCGACCACAGACAGAUAGACCAACUCACGGCGCCCUUCCAGGAGAUGUGGCGCCGUUGACAGGUUCCUCAGGAUUUCAAGGUCGCAACAAUAGUUCGCUUCUACGAGCGCAAAGGGGACCGGCAACUAUGUGACAAGCACAGAGGAAUCUCGCUGUUUAGCAUCGCCGAGAUCUUCGCUGGCAUCCCCUUCAGCUGCCUCAACGGUCAUCUAGAACAAGGGCUUCUGCCGGAAAUUAACUAGAUUCCGGCGACACCGCAGGACUACCGACAUGGUCUUCGCUGCUCGCCAGCUGCAAGAGAAGUGCCAGGAGAUGCGAACCGACCUCUACACCACCUUCGUGGACUUGAUAAAAGCCUUUGAUACAGUGAAUCGCCAGGGAUUGUGGAAAAUCAUACAGAAAAUCGGCUGUCGUAAGCGCUUCGCGCACAUGGUACGUCAGCUCCCGACGGCCUGAUGACGCACGUCACGGACAAAGGUGCAAUCUCGAGGCAUUCGCAGUGAUCAAUGGAAUGAAGCGGGGUUGCGUCCUCGCGCCCACCCUCUUCAAGCUCAAGUUCUGGGCAAUAGUGAUGGACGCCUACCGUAAAAAGCGUCCUGGGAUUCGCAUUUCUUAUGGAAUUGAGGGGCAGCUUCUCAGCAGCAGGCCCGUACGCUGCUAUCUACGACCACGGUCCAUGAUCUGCCCUUCGCCGACGACUGCGCACUCAGCACUAGGACCGAAGAAGACAUGCAACGGAGCAUGGAUCUCUUCGCCUCCGGCUGUGCUCACUUUGGACUGAUCAUCAAUACGGACAAAACGGUGGUCAUACAUUGACCGCCACCGAACGCCGAAUACAACUCUCCUCGAAUCACUGCCAACGGCAACCAACUCAAGACCGUGAACAGCUUCGCCUAUCAAGGAUGCAUACUUGCGCAGCACAAAUAUCGACGACGAGAUUGCCCAUCGGCUCUCCAAAGCCAGCAGGGCCUUCGGCCGACUGCAAACCUCCGUGUGGAAUCGUCACGGCCUUCAAAUGAACACCAAACUGAAGAUGUACAAGGCCGUCGUCUUGAGGACACUUCUGUACGGAGCGCAGACCUGGAUCGUCUACGCAAGCCAUGCCAGUAAGCUUAGCUGCCUUCACGGAAUACGGAAGCUGAGAUAGCAUGAGAAGAUCUGGAACGGACUGAUAUCCUCAGCAUCCACGCCAUGCUGACACGACUGCAACUGCGAUGGGGCGUCCACCUGGUGAGAAUGGACGACGCUGGCCACCAAAACGACUCUUCUACGGAGAUUUCGCCACGGGUGCUCACCGAUCGGGACGGUCAAAACGACUCUACGAGGGCACUUUGAAGAUCAGCCCGGAGACCUAGGAGGACCUCGCCUCCAACAAACCAACCUGGAGAAGAGAAGUGAAGACUGGCCCAGCCAUGUACGCAGUAAACCAGAUCGCCGCCACCAAAGUCAAGAGGGCUGCGCGCGAUUUUCAGGCGCCUCCGAGUCGCAAUAUCGCCAUUCAGCCCCACCCAACGUGCCCGCGCUCUCAUCGAGCAUUGAGCCCCGACUAGCCUCGUCGGCCAUCUUCGGACCCAAUGUACCAAUUGUCCGGCGACCGCAAUUGCUGCCUCCACGACCGUGCUUGCUCCCAUUCUCACAUCGAUCACGUCGGCGCCCACCCUUCACCAACGUUGCUUCGAAUCCCCCUGUCGCACUGCCGUCGGCCACUACUACCUCCAUUUUCUCUGCCACAAUUACCGCGGCGACGAUUAACACAACCACCUCUACCACCACCACCGCCAACGACCAAAGUGCUCAUGACUCUCUGGCAAUCCCCAACACAAUUACCACCCCCACCUCCAGCGAUGUGGGCUCGGCUCAAACUUGUCCUCUCUGCGACCGCACAUCCACUUCACAGAUCGGAUUAGUCGGCCACUCGCGAAUCGAUCGCACAGUCUGCCGAGCUAGUGCCUGAAGCACUAAUACACAUUCGCCGCACUCACCUUCAUUGUCCGCGCACAACCCUCCAUCCCGUGGACCUAUUCAGUCACAUGCGUAUCCGUGACAGCGAAAUACACCGCAGUAUCGACUCACCUUGCACAUCCACUACCUCUAGUCCAUUUCCCCAUCGCCCUGCGCACCCACUACUAACAACAGCAGCACCACCAUCACCACCGAAGCCGAAUCUGCAGCUCCCUACCUAUCAUGUCAACACAGUCACCGCACGUUCAUCUCAUACAUCGACCUGGUUGGCCACCUGCGAAUACAUCGCACGGUGACUGACGAGCCACUACCUGGAGCACCACCAUACACCAGUCAUCGUCGCCUCAACUACCUCAUUGACCUCGCAUAUUCAGCCACCACACGCGCCGCUCCUGCCCCAUGCACAUUAACUAGAACAUGCGGUAGAUCACCGCCGGCCAUACCGCACCACACUUCUCACGAGCACCUACAACGCACACCAACAUCACCCAUUAUCACAUAACGUUAGCACACAACUGGCACUUCUCAUGUAAUUGGGGAGCGUGUCGCUCACCCCUUUUCCAUGUGGUUCCUGUACUGCAUGUGUGAUCCGGGUCCGAGAUUAUCACGGUGGGCCAAGCGCCGUGGCUUGGAAGGUUUCCAGCUAACACAUCAACACAGUCCACGCAGUCUGCCCAGUUGAGUGUGUUUGUGUGGAGUGACGGACUGAGGGGCUGAGAGUCAGGCUGCAACGCCUCCUUAACGUUGCCUCUGACACACGCAUGUGAGAUGUAUGCGGCCCCCCCUCCCUGUUGUGUGAAAUCCUGGUCGUGCAUGCAGCGCGCGCAGACAGGUCCUCCAAAUACAUCAGCCACUGCGCCCAUUCCCCGCACCAGACAACUGACCGGCUCGGAAAGUUGCCGGGGCCUGGGAAUAGGGAUAGAGAGAGCAAGGUCGACUCGGCGCAUUUCCCUCACUAUAAACAGUCUAACGCGCUUGAAUCUGUCACGGUGCGCUAAAAGCCAUGACUUGGAAGGUUGCCAACUGACGGGAUAACUUGGCCCUCACAGCCGGCGCGUGCGUGUCUGUGGGAAGAGGCCUGCUGAUGGUCUGAGAGUCAGGCUGCAAUGGCUCUUUAAUGCGGCCAUUAUGGUACUCCCAUUCCGUGGGAUCUCAGCCGGGUGUGGCGGCACACCUAGGAGCGGCUCUGGCAACACCAGCCAUCUCCACCCUCUCCCACCUCCGGUCUUCUUGACUAUGUCUUCACACCGGACCCAGGUAGGAGAGGAGAGGGUGCGGCAGAUGCUGCGCAAGUCUUAUCACUGUAAAAGAAAUCACGAGCAAGUCACCGUGUCUGCUCUCAUCCUGCUGUGGAGCACACGGUGGAUGUCGUCGAUCGAACUGUCAGUCUUCCGUUGUCCGCUUAUUUGUGUUGUUAGAUUACCACGCGACUUUAAAUAUCUCUGAUCGCUGCCGGCAGUGUCGGUGAAUGGUUCGACUUGCCGAGCAACUACUCAUUGAUGUCCCGGGCGCGUCUUUAAACCAAAGACCUUCUCGGCCUGAGGUGGGGAUACUCCUUGACUGGUGACGUGAAAUAGGCCAGAAACGGUUACGCCUGUCUGUCAUGUCUUUUUCUGGAGUACGUCUUGAGAGAAUCACUGCAUAGGAAGGAGGCACGAUCGUUAAAACAAGAGUUUUUUUCGCCUGACGUUUCGGAUUCGCACUUGAAUCCAUCACUACAGACAGAAUCAAAUAAGGGUGAUGUUUCGCACAAGUGUUGCAGUAUUUGUAGGAUGCAGUUGCUGUGCCAUUGCACGCCUAUCAAAAUUAUCUGCUCCCGCAUUCAUGUCAGAGGUUGCACGAGGUGCAAUAAUGAUUUUAGUGUACGCAGUCGUUAAUUCCCGAAACCCCAUCGUGUGGAUUCUCGGACGAUCUAAGUCACCGGUACUGGCACCAGGAUCAGUAUUCCCGCCCGCCAAUGGGUUUGCCGAUGUUGGGACUUAUAACUGAGGCGGUCUCUCAGCAGCUGGAGUCGCUAGUCUUCCAAAGCCACAGACCGGAAUUCUAGACUCGGUACAUGGAUGAUACCUUCGUCCUAAUUAGUCAGGCUAAGGUGCAAACGUUCAAAGAACAUCUUAACGCUUUCCUCCCGAAUAUGCAAUGUACGUUAGAGGAGAAAAACAAUCAGCUGGCUUUGAAAACGACAAAUACGACGAAAAUACUGAGCUACAACAGCAACCGUCCCAUCGGCCACCAACGCAGUUAUGUAAGGGCGUUAUACCGGCGUGUUGGGACCCACUGCAAUGAACCAGAUGGCAAGGUCGCUGCAUAACAUCUUCGAUAGGUGCUUGGAACGAAUGACUGUCCACACAACCUCGUCGACCGGUGCACACGCAAACAAUACGAUUAACCAAAUUCAACCGGACUUCAAGAACGUCUCAAAGGCUACCAGCCUCCUCACAUCAGUUGAAGUUACGAUUGCGCACAGACCGGAGUCACCCAGCAGGCGCCAGAUCAUGAAGCUGAAAUACCCUUUAUCACAACAGGGAACGGCUGGAGUUGCUUAUUCGAUCCGGUGCAGUUGUAAGCAAAGUAACUCUGUCGGAGCAACUGGAAGACUACACCAGAUUCAGACGACCGAGCACUCAGCAGCAGCAGUGAGAAGGAACGACGCCAGCUCGCAAGUUGCGACUUACUCAACGGGACCCGACAACGCAUUCAAGUUUGUCGAGGUCGAUAUCCUCUCGAGGGUUGACGACCGCGUGAGCUACGCCCUGCGUGAAUCAUGCUUAUUCUGAGCUCAGUCGAUUACCGAGCGCAGCGAUCGGUCGCCAUACUCUGUGCUGAUACUUUGACCGGACAGAAUGAUAAGUCACAUGGGGAGUGCGUCCUCUUAGUGCCAAUGUCAGUGAGCCAAGUUGCCCGAGAACCCACAUGAGUGAUGAUCUUUUGGCAAAAAAACGACUCGGAUGCGUGCAAUUGACUCGUUUUUACACCACGUUCAGCCUACGCGAUGGAUGCGGGACGUAGUAGCUCAGCACCUGCAUCCUAUAAAUACUGCAACACUUGUGCAAAACAUCAAUCUUAUCCGAUUCUGUCUGUUGUGAUAGACUCGAGUGAGUCCGGAACGUUCAGCGAAAAAAGUUCCUCCUCUCAGGCUCUAGCUAUCCUGUUAGCUUCUUCCCGACUGCUUCUAGGAACUAACCUGUUCACUUCUGUCAGGAAUUACGGCCUACUUGAGUGCUUUUGGUAUUUCAACCUUGACUUAUUAAAUUAUCGACAAAAACGUAAAUAUAUGUUUGGAAUGAGUAAAGUCGGGUGUUCUGUCGAAUUUUCCACAAAGACAUCGGUUACGCGCGAUGUUUAGCAUCAUACGACAUAGUCCCAAGAUAUUUCAAUCAUGGCGUGGUGCCGGCUUCUGAGUGCAAGUUUUUCCGGUCUUCAACAGAAGUGACACUUGUUAAAACUGGUUACUGUAGCAGUAGUAGCAGUAGCAUUAGUAGUAGUGGUAGAUGUUUUGCCCUUUAUUGCACACACAAAGGCCAAAAUAUUUUGAAAAAAAACAGGUGCCAAAAUACCCUUAUAUGCAUUUUAUGGUAACUUACGCCUUAGAUAAAUUUCCUACUUGCAGGAAGGGUAUCUUUUAAUUUUAGAAGUCUUGUGAUUCUCGAAUGAUAUUGAACUUAACUUGUCCCUGCGCUUCCUUUUAGGAUAUUCAAACUACAUGCUGCACAUUUUCUAUUAAAGAAAAUCAUACAUUCCUCCAUGCUGUUAAGAACGUAUCAUACAGAGCUCUUAAAAUUGUGCAAUGCAUACGGCCCAUAUUCUGUAUUUAAUAAGGAGCAUUAAUAAACGGACGGACAUGAUUCUGCUUGAACAGGUAUUUCACGGUCUCAAAAAUCUGCUUAUCGCAAACGUUUCUUAAAUCACAAUCCACCUUUCCUUUAGGUAGAAGAUUUGUAUAUAGAUUUAAUAUAACAUUGGUAUGGUAAGAGAGGUUUUCGUACAUGACUUCUGUAAAGUGGUUGAAUUUGUAAGAGCACCGAAAAUCAGUGUAAAAAUGCCUUCUACUUAAAUAGACAUUUUUACCAUCUAUGAUCUUUGUCGGCGGCCAGAAAAAGGUGCAUUCAGAAGCCGACGCCCUGCCGUGACCGGUACAUCUUAAAAUUAUGCUGCAGAGUGCUCAAUAUUACGGCUCCACCCAUGUAUCUACUUUUAACCAAAAUCACACUUCAAAAUUGCAAUUAAUGUUUCAUGAGGUGCGUUAUCUACUGUAUUCACUUCUAUAUUGAAAUGAAGGCACACCGAUUUGAUCAAGGUUUCGGAGCAGUCAAACUCCGUCCUCAAAGUUGCUAACAUCCUGUAGGUCGCAAAGUAUCGAACAAAAUCAGACAUGCAUAUAAGGGCAGCACGGAAUAAGACGGCUGUUUUCGAAUUGGUCUAGUACCCUCGCCGUCAGUCACAACCCUACUCAAAGAGGGGUUGGUGAAUUUCUAUUGUCACCAAAUCGGUGUACUGCCCUUAUGUAAGUAGCAGAGUUUCGUACCUAAAUUAUGGUGUCGACGCAUCUGACUAGUUAACUACAAUGUAUGCGUCUUAGGGCUCUGUAGAAAUGGCCUGAAGGAUGUUUCAUGUCCUCCACCGGCGACUGUAUGCAUAGUCCUCAACAUAGGCUAUUUUUGCCCACAUUAGUACGUCAAUCUUCUACCGCCAUCCCAAACUUCCACAUACACCACACAGCCAGCCAGUUUGCAAUGCUGUUUAAUGCUUUUCCAGAGCAUCUUGAAAGUAUUGUUGACUUGAAAAUAGAUGGUGUCUAAGGGCGAAGAUCGCGUCGGUUGAUCACUGUCGAGCGUUGAAUGACGUUGUCAGCGACAUUCUUGCCGUGACUGCCUUACAAUCAGGUAAAGUAUGGCUAAUUUUCUUGCCCUUUGACGAUUGGAUCGUCUUUUGUCGGUGCUGCCAUAAAUGUUUUCGCAGCUCGGAUUUUCUUUGCUCGUGCUAGCAAGGAAAAUGCCUACGGGUGAUCGAUGUGUAGUAAGGGAGGGGAACCGCACUCAGUAAGAAAUUUGCGAAAACGUCCACUAUGCACUAGAUCCUAGCAAGCAGAAUGAUCAUCGUAAUGCCAAUGAUAGGUACUUUUUGAGGACUGAUUUUACCUUUGUGAAUUAGACUUUCAGUAUCCUGAGAUUCGGACGCCUACGAGCUUCUACACUGCUGACUAGGACACAUCCCAGACGCACUGUGACAAUACUUUUUAUUUCACCUUAUGGUUCUCCUUUCAGGUCUCUUUCUCUCACCUGCACCAUCUCCAACCGAGAUACUCCAAUAUCUUAUCGCGUUAACCAAUUACCUGGUGAAAUUCUGCCAAAUGAAUGCUCAUACAAGGUGACUUUUAUAUACUUGUGUCCUGUUCAAACCUGUACCCGAUUCAAGUACGUGCAACUACUUAACCAAUGUAUUGAACCCAGCUACCAUCGUUACCUACUUUUUGCUCAUCUAUUUUUCUACAGGUGAAAAAUGGCAAAGUGAUACUGUUUCUGCGCAAGGCCAACCCCGCGAAAUCGUGGAUUGGCGAUCUAACUACCCGGGGCCUAGAUCAGGCCGCAUCCUAG